This is a messenger RNA of Acaulospora morrowiae, 4542 nucleotides long. Lineage: Eukaryota; Fungi; Glomeromycota; Glomeromycetes; Diversisporales; Acaulosporaceae. The record is from the annotation of a GenBank genome assembly.
AUGUCGAAUUCUCGAGUUUUUAAUCCGUUAACUCUUUUCAAAAAGGAUUAUCAACCCAUUCAUUCUGAAGCACCAAACAAUGAAAUUGAACACGAAGAAAAUGAUAGCGAGGCCCUUAUUCGAAAACCCGAACCUCCUCCUCCUAUAGAUCAUUAUAACAUCAUCUAUUUUAUUUGUUUCAUACAAGGAACCUCAAUCCUUUUAGGAUGGAAUGUUUUUAUUACCGCAGACGUUUUCUUCCGCUCCCGAUUCUUUGGUUCCCCCUAUUCCGAUGACUUUCAAAAUUAUUUUUCACUUGCUUACAUGAGCUCAAAUUUACUAUUUCUCUUUCACGCCUUGUACUCUCAACAAACGACAAGCGUAUCUCGCCGACCAAUUGUCGCUCUCGUCAUAUCGACAUCGAAAUUUUUUUUGGUGGCAACUUCCACUCAGUAUACCGAGCUUUUUACUCCUUCCGGAUAUUUUUAUUUCAUCAUUUCAUUGAUAUUUCUCGAUGGAAUUACAACCGCCUAUCUACAAAACGAUAUACUUGGGCUUGUUUCCCGAUUUUCGCCAACUCACAUUCAGGCCGUGAUGAGCGGUUAUGGUAAAGCAUUGUCAUUUUUCCUACACUGUGGCCUGGCGGGUGUGGCUGCUGCACUUGCACAAAUUUUUAGUUCAUUGAAAGAAGAACCGAUGGCCGACAAUACAUUAUCAUCUGAGGACACUUUAGCGAAAAAUGCAUACCUUUACUUUUUUUCUGCUUUCACAAUCUCUCUUAUCGCACUCAUUUCAUACAUUGUCCUUCUUCGAUCUUCUUUCUACCGGCAUUAUGUUCCGAUCAGGAGCACGACUCCAAGACAACCCAUGAUCACCAGGCCUUUACUCGAUACCUUUAAAAAAGUCCGUGUUCUGGCUCUUGCAAUGACCUUUGUCUUUGUUGUAACAUUAGGUAUUUUUCCUUCUAUCACUUCGUCCAUCAAAUCCGUGGUCGACGAGAGAAGCAGAAAAAAAUUUCAGAAAGAUUAUUUGUUCAUACCCUUACAUUUUCUGGUCUAUAACCUUGGGGAUUGGCUUGGGAGGAAUUUGCCAACAAUUGACCUUCUGAUAAUAACCGAUCAAAGGAAGUUGGCCACGUUGUCAAUUGGUCGUUUCGUAUUCAUACCAAUCUUCCUGUUGUGCAACGUGGAUGUUGGCCUCAACGGCCGAAGGAUCUUUCCGUUGUUGAUAGAAAGCGACCUGUUAUAUUUCUUUUUCCUGAGUUUGUUCUCCGUCUCCAGCGGUUAUUUGACUUCAUUGAUAAUGAUGGCUGGUCCUCAGAUAGCCUACUUUACCACCCCUGCCUAUAAUUCGACAGAAAUGGAUAAAAAAGCGCAAACAAAAAGCACUUCCAAGUUAGAGAAGUUGCACGAGUUUGCCAGGAAGGGGGGCAUUGGUACAUGCGUCGCAACUCGGGACACAUUGGCAAACACCCAGGUUGAUUUGAUGUUUUAUACUGGAGAGGUAAUUACCGUUCUGAAGCAUAUUAAAGAUGAUAUUUACCUUGGAUAUUGUGAAGGGGUGAUCGGACGAUUUCGUGGAAGUUCCGUAUCGUUUGAAAACGACCAAUUAAGAACACAGAUUUCCGAAAGAUCUGAUUCCCUUGAUGAACCAACAUCAGAAAAAAAGUUACAUUUAGACUCUCCUACUACCAGUCACUUCCUUAGCCCGUCAGAUGCUGAGCGCGCAAUUCAGAUGAGAUCGAGAUCCUCAUCAAUAUCAUCUAUAGAUUCCGAAAAAAAUACCUCGUCUUCGUCAGCCCCACCAUCACCUGUGCUGACACCCGCAAUUAACAUCACCCCAAGUCCCAUUUAUGAUGACGUUAGUAUCAAUAGCUCGUUCCCAACGUUGUCAAAAGAUUCUAGACAUUUGCAUAAUAAGGAAUUUCAAAAUUCAUCACCAUCAUUUAAUAGUAAUCCCGAUAAAACACAAACAUCACAACGCGAAUCACCUCAAAUUUCAAAUGAUCAAUUGAAAUUAUCAUAUCAAGCACAAAGUGAUUCCCCAUUGUCAUUAAAUAGUCGACCGGCAAUUUCAUCCCAUAGUCAAAACGCCUCCCCUUCGUCAAAAAAUCAGUUAAGACAAAUGUCUUCCCCUUUUCCAUCACAAAACCAAUUUAACCAACCAAUAAGCGCGAAGAGGAACAAUUCUGCGCCACCGUUGAUCAAUGAUGAUUCUACUGAUCCAAGAUUGUUAUCUGGUAACUCCGGAAAAAACUUGACGCGACCAGGGCAAAAUUUCGAACCUCCGAUUUCCAAUGAUCGAAUUCAAUCAAAUGACAUAGAUUCUCAAUCCUUUGGGCACUAUCCCAAUGCCGGAGGUAUUGUUGACUCGCCGACGACUUCACCGAAUUCAUCGCCUCGUGCUAGCAGAAAUCUUGGCGGCAUUCCAACAACGUCAGGUUCUGACCAACAUAAAGUGAAAUCCCAGGCGUCUGGUUUGCCAAGUGGUCCACGUCAGAUCCAUGGUCGACAUCGUUCCGCCUCAAAUGACAUCUCGUCUUCGGCGAGAUCUCUUAAAUACGAAGAAAGUGGUAGACAACGUUCGUCGUCGAGUGCUUCCAGCACCCUCUCAAGGCCUCCGCAUUUACCCACGGGAAAUUCUCAUUCUAAUCCUUCCUCGGCACCUCAUCGUGUUUUUGGUCAGUCCCUGUUAAGCCCAACUCGAGCAGAAUUUCAAAUUGUACCUCCUCGACGUACAACCUCCAUCGGUCUGUCCAGUGAAUCAUCAUCAUCCGCCAACUCACGUCCACAAGUAAAAAUUAACGAUCGAUAUUCACCAUCCACCACACCUUCACCUUCGCCCAUAUCGCAGACUAAAGCGAAUCAAUUUGUUGUUACAAACUCCCCUCUAUCCCAAAAUUAUGGCAAGAACAGUGAUAAUUUUUCUACAAGAAAGUCCGCAGUAUUACAACCAAUUGUUCCUUCGCGCGCCGAUGUAUCGGAUGAUCCAGAAGAUUUCGUACCAUCCACGCCGAUCCUUGUGAUAGAAUCCGUUGAUGAUAGCGAUGUCAACGACAGUGAAUAUUCUAGUUCUGAGGAUGAUGAUGAGGAACAUGUAAAAUCAAAUGACGAAACACGACCACAAUCUAAAAAAGAGAAGGUUUUGACAGUUGAUGAGUAUGGAUUCGUGCAUGAUGUAGACGAAAAAGAAAUCCCUGAGGGUGCUGAUGACAUUCAAAGAAUUGUGAGAGCUCCCGGUUCUUCAAAAAGGGAUUCACGUACCAUUCGUUUGUAUCGGGAACGUGAGACAAAAUGGGUCCAUUAUCUUGCAAACAUGGAUCCCAAGGUGGCGAGGGAGUCUAAAAAGAUCAAGAAAUUGGUCCGUCUCGGUAUUCCAGAGUCAGUUCGUGGAAAGUCUUGGCAGUUUAUCGCUGGCGUUCACAAAUACCGGAAAGCGGGAGUUUACGAGGAAUUGUGUAAGCGAGAGAGGCUCCCCAUAUAUGAUGUGAUAGAAAGAGAUAUCCAUCGGUGUUACCCGGAUCACAUUCAAUUCCGCGAAGAAACCGGCUUUGGACAGGACGAUCUUCAUAGCAUUUUGAAGGCGUAUGCUCACUACAACAAAGUCGUGGGAUAUUGUCAAGGUAUGGGUCGACUGGUGGGAAUGAUGUUGAUGCAAAUGCCCGCUGAGGACACAUUCUGGCUUCUCGUGGCCACCAUCGAGGAAUACAUGGUUGGCUAUUUCACUCCAACAUUGUCACAAGUACGAAUAGACUCCCUCGUGUUUGAGCAACUGCUAUUCGAACAUGACCCUAAAUUGGCACAACAUUUGGCUGAUAGCGAUGUGGUUCCACUGAUGUACAUGACCCAAUGGUUCAUGACAAUAUUCACCAUGACACUGCCAUGGGCAUCGGUACUUCGCGUGUGGGACGUAUUUUAUUUUGAAGGUGUAAAAUUCUUCCAUCGCGUCGGCUUAGCCAUAUUGGAUUGUGCACGUGAUCACAUUCUGAAGAAUUGCCCGUCAUCCCCCGAGAUCCUUGGAUUCCUAUUGCACAUACCGCACGAACUGUUGACACCAGACUUACUCUUAGAGGCGACCUUCAAGAUAAAGUUGAAACGUAGUACCAUCGAAAAGAUGAAAAGAAUAGCCAUCGAAAUUGAAAAUAGUAAUAAUAGCUCAGGUACAGACUCGCCAAAUCCAAUUCACAGCGUUAUUAAAGAUAAGGAGGCGAGAAAGGCGAUGAUGAAGAAAGCCAAGAGUAGCGAUAAAUUAAAGAUCGAUGGAAUUGAAUUUAAGAUGGCCAAUUCCAAGGCAUCUCAUGUAAAGUGUCGAACGAAAGACAUUGGAUCAAGUAUCAACACUUUUUGUGGUUUCCUUCAGUUAUAUUACGUGCUCGAAAGAAUCGAUUUAGUCACUACGUUUAAUCAGAAAUGUCCAUAUAAAUUGCCCGAACGUAUUGCACAAAACCAAAAAUUUUUUGAACAAAGCAAAGAACCAAUCGAGAGCCGAGGAAUUGUUUUGAGAAAGAAGACUGCAUCGGCCUUCAUUUUCUUUAGGUCGAUAACCGAUUUAGGAUUUGCAUAA